Messenger RNA from Aaosphaeria arxii CBS 175.79, 1883 nucleotides. RefSeq lists its product as uncharacterized. Lineage: Eukaryota; Fungi; Ascomycota; Dothideomycetes; Pleosporales. The transcript is spliced from 2 exons. The record is from RefSeq and is a predicted model, not a curated record. The coding region runs from base 154 to 1737 and encodes 527 amino acids.
GGCUUGAAAACUUGUUCCUGCGAGUGCUGUUGCGGUUGCUGUAGCUGUAGCUUCUGCUAUUACUACCCCCGUCCCGCCCUCCGUGAAUUGGGUAAUGGGACCCCAGCACCCAUCGCGAAAAAUUCACGUCUCCCCAUUCGGGCAACUGUCAGCAUGCGCGACAUCAAACCUCUGAUGCUCCCACAACUCGUUGCUGCACGCAAAUCUUCAAAGAGCUCUCUUGAUAUGGCAUACGACCCACACUCCUCCGUCCACUCCAGCGGCGACUCUGGCUUCUACUCAGUAUCGGAUUGCUCAACUCCCCCAACUCCCAGCUACCCAUCGCGUGGCCACCUCAGAUAUCCAAGCUCAACCUCGUCGCUUUCCUCAAGCCCGCCCACACAUGACAGCUCCAUGGAUGGCCCCAACAGCUCCGGCAAGUUGCCCAAGCUCACCGAGGAACCCAUCGAGCGCGAAGACGACUACGUGACAGUGGACCCAUAUCGUUGCUCCUGCGAUGGCGCCCACUGCUUCCAUUCGCGACCACCCACCCGUCGCUCCAUAUUUGGCCAAGCAUACGACUUCGCAGAGGACUACUUCAGCAACGACUCGGAGCCAAACCUCUCCAAGAGGCGACGAUCUCUGGAGUCACCCACGCUAAGCAUCAGCGACAAAUUCGAAAACAAAUUCCCCACCAUCACGCGCAAGAUCAAGGAACGAAAGCGAGCAUCGACGCUCGGUGCAAAGUCCUCUCGCAGUGCAACACCCUCCAGGGCUGCCUCGAUUCGCGCCGCCUCCACCCGCUCGCCGUCCAUUACCAGCUCCAUCCACCAGUAUCAGGGCAUCGACAUGACCCAGAGCAUGCCCAUCCCAACCCCGGCCCGUAGCAGAGACCGCCUGGACGAGACGUUUGCAACCUCUCCCAUCGACGUCGCCAAGGCAAAUGCCAUCGCUUUCGACCCAGAAGAGAUCGAGGCUGAAAGAUACGCGACCACUCCGCUGCUGCCCCCGAUGCUCAUCACCGGACGCCUCAAUGACCUCCCUACCCAGUCGCCCCUCCAGUCGCCCACGGUUGCUGCCGACGCCUCCACGGCCGCGACGCCAGCUGACAGUCCUCCGCUGCACGCCAACCCGACACCUCCCCUAUCGACGAAGCCAUCCGUGUCCUCGUUCAAGGCGCGAGCCGCGCACAUGGUACCGGCGGCAGACAUCCCUCCCUUCAUGUUGGCCGAUCCCAACGACAAAUGGACCGACAUCCUAGGCCACGCAAACUUCACCAUCGAGCCGGAACCGUACCUCCCCGAGACCUUUGACAAAGCUUCUCUUCGACAGCUGUUCAGCGACUGGGAGCAGGCGCGCCACAACUUCACCAAGCACCAGGUUCGGACGGCAGAGCACCACGGUGUCACCUCCAAGACGUACCUCCUCACGGACCAGAAGUGGGCAGAGAUCGACGCUUUGUGGAAGGCCAACAACGAUCUAGCCAUCUCCCGUGCCACAGCCCUAGGCGAGGAGCCAGAGCCGACGUCUCCCAUGGAACCUGCCCCGCUCUCCAAGAUGCCCUCCCUAAACGAUCCAAAGGGCGAGGGCAAGUUCCCCAAGCUUGGCGACGAAGACAUUGUCGGCCCCAUGGUCCAGAUCGCCGCGCAGAUCCAGAAGACUCCCCCCCGCAAACGUGCUUUCUUCAAAUUCUUUAGCGACUUGAAGUUUCCUGCCUCUUUCCUCAGUCGGUCAUCGGCUGGUGUGCGCAGCCGAUAGAUCUCGACGUAGCGCAAGUGCCAGCGAGCAUCGUCUUUGUCCGCGAGCCAUUCCCCUACCUUGUCGAUAUUUUGUGCGAUUAUCGUUUUCUUGAUUGUUAUCUUUCUGCUCGUUACCCAGUUGCUCCAUUCACGAGGUACGACUUG